Molecule: messenger RNA, 629 nt
Organism: Eucalyptus grandis
Lineage: Eukaryota; Viridiplantae; Streptophyta; Magnoliopsida; Myrtales; Myrtaceae
Exons: 4
Coding region: 76-468 (130 amino acids)
Source: RefSeq, a predicted model, not a curated record
AUAUCCUAUACUUUUCUACCUCUUUCAUCCUUGUAGGUUAAUUGGUUAGUCUCCACUAUAAACAAGUCUCGUGUUAUGAUUGGAUCGAAUGAAGCAUGUGGUUCAAAGAAACAAGACAUUCCGAAUCAAGGAGGAGAACCCGACCGAGUGUAUACAUCACUUAGAGCAAUAGUCAAUGAAGUUGCUUCACAAUUGAGAAAAAAUUCAGAUGAGGUGCUUGAUCCGGAUCCGAUAUCGUAUUGUAUACCGGAACAUUAUGGCGGGAUAAAUGCAUCGAAUAUCGAGGCACAAUCAAGUCCAUCUUCAGCCAAAGCCAAAACUAGGGCUAAAAGCACGCUAGUUGGGGAAGAGAUUGUAUCUUUUGUACUACCCCUGGAUUGUCAAAUUGGGACAGACUCGAGCAAGAAUAUCCAACAUCAAUCUUCAUGUGAAGAGAGGCUUCAAGAGUGGCAUAUUGAAUGUAGAUGACGUGCAAAUGGAAAAUUAGAUUUGGUAAUUGCAUAUUCAAAACUUUUGUUGAUUCUGCUUUCCUUAAUAGUAUCAAAGUUUCGAAAGAAGUACUGUAUAUUCGAGUGAUUUGUUAUCUUUUAGACAUUGCAAGGAGAUCAAAUGAAUUAUCUAGCAAUGUA